GCCUUUACCUGGGCCGACUUCAAGCUUUAUCUUAUUUGCGGCGUAGGCUUCAUGCUCGACUCCUAUGACCUUUUUAUAGUCAAUCUCGCCUCUCCCAUCUGGGCCUACGAAUUUUUCCAAACCGUCCCCAUCAACAACACAACCGCAACCUCACCCCCUACCAUUCCCUUCCUGGUUCGUGGUGCUGUCAACGCUGCAGCCAAUAUCGGCAAUGUCAUUGGGCAGCUCGGUUUCGGCUUUUUGGGCGAUGCAUUUGGCCGCAAGUUUGUCUACGGAAAGGAGCUGAUAAUCGCCAUUGUUGGCAUCAUCAUGAUCAUUUCUCUUCCGGUUCAGAACGUCCCUGGACUCACCAGCGGUGUCUCGAAGAUGUGGUGGCUGUUCGGUUUCCGUUUACUGCUCGGAAUUGGUAUUGGAGGUGACUAUCCCAUGUCUGCCGCCAUCGUCGCCGAACGUUCGACUCUGGCCAACCGCGGUCGCAUGCUUGGCUGGAUUUUCAGCAACCAGGGCUGGGGCACGUUGGCUGCAUCAGUCGUCACUUGCAUCCUCUUAGCAAUCUUCAAACAGCCUUUGACCAACGGCGCUUUCAGUCAGAUCGAUGCAAUUUGGCGCCUGCAAAUCGGUCUAGCGCUCAUCCCGUGUUUCGCCCUCCUCUACUUCCGCCUGACCAUGCCCGAGUCUCGCAAGUUCACGGAGAGCGUGGAGCUGUCUGCCAAGGCUUCGAUCAGCUCCUUGAGCUCCGCUGGGACUGCCGAGAAGAAACGCGAGCCCGCUGAUGGUGGCUCACCACCCGCUCAUGGUCAACCCAUAGCUGACCAUCGUCCGUCUAUCGCGGAGGGCCAGACCGUCACCCCUCCAAAGAACGCACAAUUGACUGCCUUCAUCGAGUACUUCAAGGUACCGCGACACGCUUUAACCCUUUUUGGAUGUGCUUUCUCGUGGUUUUUAGUCGAUGUCGCGUUCUACGGUAUCAAUUUAAACCAGUCAGUCAUUUUGAAAGAUAUCGGGUACGCUACCGGCAACAGCCCGUAUGAUUAUCUGCUCAGAAACGCCGAAGGUAACCUGAUUAUCGCCGUCGCUGGCUACGUCCCUGGUUAUUUCUUGACGAUUGCUUUCAUCGAAUUGCUCGGUCGGAAAUGGAUCCAGAUCCAAGGGUUCUUGGUCACGGCUUUGAUGUUUGGUAUCUUGGCUGGUGCCCCAUGGCUGUCUUCCGGCUCUCGCUUCGCCCUCAUAAUCAUUGCGCAACUCUUCUUCAACUUCGGGCCUAAUGCUACCACCUUUAUUGUCCCCGGCGAGGUGUUCCCGUCGCGUGUGCGAGGAAUCGCUCACGGGUUCUGCGCCGCUGUCGGAAAGCUCGGUGCCAUUCUGUCCGGUAUUGGCUUCAACUGGUGGUCACAGUCCAACAGCGCACAAUACCCUGGCUCAAUCGGUCUAAGCGGUGUCCUGUGGAUCUUCUUUGCCUUUGAGCUGCUUGGAGCCGUCGUCACGUUCUUCUGCGUUCCCGAAACAAGAGGUAUCGACGCUGAUGCUAUCGACUACGAGGAGCAGAAGAAGCGU
This is a messenger RNA of Truncatella angustata, 1554 nucleotides long. RefSeq names its product major facilitator superfamily domain-containing protein. The transcript is spliced from 2 exons. Gene Ontology annotation, molecular function: transmembrane transporter activity. Gene Ontology annotation, cellular component: membrane. Gene Ontology annotation, biological process: transmembrane transport. NCBI's taxonomy places the organism in Eukaryota, Fungi, Ascomycota, Sordariomycetes, Amphisphaeriales, Sporocadaceae. The record is from RefSeq and is a predicted model, not a curated record. The annotation marks the transcript as partial.